This is a messenger RNA of Parascedosporium putredinis, 2118 nucleotides long. Lineage: Eukaryota; Fungi; Ascomycota; Sordariomycetes; Microascales; Microascaceae. The record is from the annotation of a GenBank genome assembly.
AUGUCUCACUUGAAUUCGUGGGAAGACGAUCCUUCCGCCCAGGACGAGAAUCUCUCUAGACAAGCUCAGCAACAGCUCAACAUCAACCAGCAAGGGCAGAACCAAGGCGGCUCCUUCCGAGCCAACGCGGCCGCGGCCGCCUUCCAGCCGACCGCCCAAGCAUUCCAACCGGGUCAGUCUUACGGUGGCUACGCGCCACAGUAUCAGCAAUACUACCAGCAGGGCUAUUAUCCUCAAUAUGGCGGCCAGCAAGGUUUCGAUCAAUACGGUCAGGGUGGCCAAGGCGGCCAAGGAUAUCCCCAGCAGGGCGGCUACGGCCAACAAUAUGGUGGCCAGUACCCUCAGUAUGGCCAACAGAAUAUUCAACAACAGCAGCAGCAGCAACAGCAGCAGCCUCCUCAGCAACGACAGCAACCCCAGCAACGAGCUCAGCCCCAGGCACAGCAGAACGCGCCGCCUGCGCCUGCCGCCACCGCGCCCGCUUCCCAACCCAAACCCUCUGUGCAAAAGGAAGGUGGUGCCAAGGUUCUUUCUAUUGGUGGAGACGCGCCGAAGCCCAAGGCCAAGGUGCUCUCUAUUGGUGCCACUGGAACCGUGAAGGAGGAGCCCAAGAAAGCUGACCCUCCGAAGAAGGCUGAGGCCCCGAAAGCUGAGCCGAAGAAGACAGCCGAAGAAGGGGCCAAGGCCACGGCAGCUAAGGCGAUCUCUAAGUCCGGAGAGCCAGCUAGCGGAAAGACGUCGCCCACCUCGUCCGGUCGUUCUAGUCCGACGCCCGCUGCUGGUGCUGGUGCUGGUGCUGGUGCUGGUGCGAAGGCCAUGCGAGAUGCCGAUGCUGUCCAGAAGGAGCAAGCCGCCGACGUUGACGACGACACGCUAGCCGAGAUUUACGGCAAAGAGCACGUCAACAUCAUUUUCAUCGGCCACGUUGAUGCCGGAAAGUCUACUCUUGGUGGAUCGAUUCUGUACGCUACCGGCAUGGUCGAUGAGCGUACGAUUGAUAAGUACAGGAAAGAAGCCAAGGAUCUGGGCCGCGAAUCCUGGUACCUGUCCUGGGUUCUCGAUCUGACCAAGGAGGAGCGUUCCAAGGGCAAGACUGUCGAAGUUGGCCGUGGCUACUUCGAAACCGAGAAGCGCAGAUACAGUAUUCUGGAUGCCCCCGGGCACAAGACCUAUGUCCCCAACAUGAUUGGUGGAGCGUCGCAGGCUGAUGUCGGUAUCCUCGUCAUCUCGGCCCGCAAGGGCGAGUACGAGACCGGUUUCGAGCGAGGUGGCCAGACCCUCGAGUGGUCUGAAGAUCGCUACAAGGAGUGCACCACCAAGCUCUCUCAGUUUCUUAAGGGUACCGGCUACAACCUCAAAACCGAUGUCAUGUUUAUCCCCAUCGCUGCCCAGCAGAUCCAAGGCAUCAAGGAUCGAGUUCCAAAGGAUGUUUGCCCCUGGUGGAACGGCCCCUCGUUGCUGGAGUACCUUGACAACAUGAAGGCGCUCGAGCGCAAGGUCAACGCGCCCUUCAUGAUGGCGGUAAACGGCAAAUACCGUGAUCUCGGUACCAUGGUUGAGGGUAAGAUUGAGGCUGGUGUCGUCAAGAAGGGCAUGAGUCUAGUAAUGAUGCCCAAUAAGAAUAGCAUUGAAGUCACGGCGGUAUACGCCGAGGCCGAAGAUGAAAUUCCCAUUGCCCAGUGUGGUGACCAGGUACGAAUCCGACUCAAGGGUAUUGAGGAGGAGGAUAUCCUCCCCGGUUUCGUUCUCUGCUCGCCUAAGCGACUGGUACACAAUGUCCAAGAGUUCGAGGCCCAGAUUCGCAUUCUCGAUCUUAAGAGCAUCCUUACCGCCGGUUUCAACUGCGUUCUGCACGUACACGCUGCUAUUGAGGAAGUCACCUUCGCAACCUUGCUCCAUAAGCUACAGAAGGGAACGAACAGAAAGAGCAAGCUUCCUCCUACGCAUGCAAAGAAGGGUGACAGCAUCAUUGCGAGGAUGCAAGUCAUCGGUGGUGCGGGAAGCGUCUGUGUCGAACGUUUCGAAGACUACCCCCAAAUGGGCCGCUUCACACUGAGAGAUCAGGGACAAACGAUCGCGAUUGGCAAGAUCACCAAGCUUAUUACGGAUUCGGUCUAA